Molecule: messenger RNA, 2593 nt
Organism: Solanum stenotomum
Lineage: Eukaryota; Viridiplantae; Streptophyta; Magnoliopsida; Solanales; Solanaceae
Product: probable beta-D-xylosidase 7
Exons: 6
Coding region: 47-2374 (775 amino acids)
Biological process (GO): arabinan catabolic process; xylan catabolic process
Cellular component (GO): plant-type cell wall
Molecular function (GO): xylan 1,4-beta-xylosidase activity; alpha-L-arabinofuranosidase activity
Source: RefSeq, a predicted model, not a curated record
CCACUCCUAACUCCAACUUCUAUUUUCCCCCAUUUUUCACUUUACAAUGAAACUUCACAUCUCAACUCUCAUUACUACUAUUCUCUUAUCUCUAUCAUUCGUUUCGAUUGUUGAAUCAACUCAGCCACCCUUCUCUUGUGAUUCGUUGAAUCCGCAAACCAAAUCGUUAAAAUUUUGCCAAACAGGACUUCCAAUUAGUGUACGUGUACAAGACCUUGUUUCUCGACUCACACUCGAUGAAAAAAUAUCUCAACUAGUUAACUCAGCCCCUGCUAUACCCAGACUCGGUAUUCCGGCGUAUGAGUGGUGGUCGGAGUCGUUACACGGCGUUGGUUCUGCCGGAAAAGGUAUUUUCUUCAAUGGGAGUAUUGCCGGAGCCACCAGUUUUCCCCAAGUUAUUCUCACUGCUGCAACUUUUGAUGAGAAUCUAUGGUACCGCAUUGGUCAGGUGAUUGGAGUAGAGGCAAGGGGAGUAUACAAUGCAGGUCAAGCAAUAGGUAUGACAUUUUGGGCACCAAAUAUAAAUAUAUUUAGGGACCCAAGAUGGGGAAGAGGUCAAGAGACACCAGGGGAGGACCCAAUAAUGACUGGCAAAUAUGCAAUUAGGUAUGUGAGAGGAGUACAAGGUGACAGCUUUAAUGGUGGACAACUUAAAAAAGGUCACCUCCAAGCUUCUGCUUGCUGCAAACAUUUCACUGCUUAUGAUUUGGAUCAAUGGAAAAACUUGGAUCGAUUUAGCUUCAAUGCCAUUGUUACCCCUCAAGAUAUGGCAGAUACAUUUCAGCCCCCUUUCCAAGAUUGUAUACAGAAAGCACAAGCCAGUGGAAUUAUGUGCUCUUACAAUAGUGUUAAUGGAAUCCCAAGUUGUGCUAAUUAUAAUCUUUUAACUAAAACAGCUCGUCAACAAUGGGGUUUUCAUGGGUACAUUACAUCCGAUUGUGACGCAGUUCAAGUCAUGCAUGAUAACCACAGGUAUGGAAAUACACCAGAAGAUUCAACAGCAUUUGCACUUAAAGCUGGCAUGGAUAUAGACUGUGGGGAUUACUUGAAGAAAUACACAAAAUCAGCAGUAAUGAAGAAAAAAGUAUCACAAGUUCAUAUAGACAGGGCUCUUCACAAUCUUUUUUCCAUAAGAAUGAGGUUAGGAUUAUUCAAUGGGGAUCCAAGAAAACAGCUCUAUGGAAACAUUAGUCCUAGCCUGGUUUGUGCUCCACAACACCAAGAAUUAGCCCUUGAAGCUGCAAGAAAUGGCAUUGUCUUGCUCAAGAAUACUGGCAAGUUGCUUCCUCUUUCCAAGGCGAAAACCAACUCCCUUGCUGUCAUUGGACAUAAUGCCAACAAUGCUUAUAUUCUUCGUGGUAACUAUGACGGUCCUCCUUGCAAAUACAUCGAAAUUCUCAAGGCAUUGGUUGGUUAUGCAAAGUCAGUGCAGUACCAACAGGGUUGCAAUGCGGCUAACUGCACAUCUGCUGAUAUUAAUCAAGCUGUCAACAUUGCAAGAAAUGCAGAUUAUGUGGUUUUAGUCAUGGGGUUGGAUCAAACUCAAGAGAGAGAACAAUUUGAUCGCGAUGACUUAGUGCUCCCGGGGCAGCAAGAAAAUCUCAUUAAUAGUGUUGCUAAAGCUGCAAAGAAGCCUGUUAUAUUGGUGAUCCUUUCAGGAGGUCCAGUCGAUAUUUCUUUCGCGAAAUACAACCCCAAAAUUGGAAGCAUUUUGUGGGCUGGCUAUCCUGGUGAAGCUGGAGGAAUUGCUUUAGCUGAAAUCAUAUUUGGUGAACAUAAUCCUGGGGGUAAAUUACCUGUUACAUGGUAUCCUCAGGCCUUUGUCAAAAUACCAAUGACAGACAUGAGGAUGAGACCAGAUCCAAAAACAGGUUACCCUGGUAGAACAUAUCGAUUCUACAAAGGUCCCAAAGUUUACGAGUUUGGAUAUGGUCUUAGCUACACAACUUAUUCCUAUGGAUUCCACUCUGCCACUCCAAACACAAUCCAGUUAAAUCAAUUAUCUUCUGUAAAGACAGUUGAAAAUUCAGACUCAAUCCGUUACACGUCUGUGGAUGAAAUAGGAAGUGACAACUGUGAGAAGGCGAAAUUCUCAGCUCAUGUUAGUGUGGAAAACUCAGGGGAAAUGGAUGGUAAGCAUCCAGUACUACUUUUUGUGAAACAGGACAAAGCGCGAAAUGGAAGUCCUAUCAAACAGUUAGUUGGAUUCCAAAGUGUAAGCUUGAAGUCAGGGGAGAAUUCAAAACUUGUGUUUGAGAUCAGUCCUUGUGAACAUCUUAGCAGUGCUAAUGAAGAUGGAUUAAUGAUGAUAGAAGAAGGAUCACGUUACCUUGUCGUUGGAGAUGCAGAGCAUCCUAUUAACAUCAUGAUGUGAAACCAAAAAAAAUUGGUUGCAAAAGGUUAUUGUUACUAUUUUGAAUUUCAAGAAUCCUCUCUAAAUACCUAUAGGAGUGGCAAUGCUGCAGCAGCAACAGCUAAAGUAUAGAUAUCAAGAUGAAUUUGAGCUAUUAUCUCUUUGUCUUGCUAGAUAUCUAUUUUAUUUUCUCCUCUUUUCUUUCAAGAACUCGAAAAGUUUUAUAAGAAAUUCAAGUAC